UGCGGCAGUUUCAACAAGACCGGAAGUUUUUACCGAGAGUGCAGUUAUGGGCAUAAGGAAUGAGGGGCGAGGUUUAAAAGUAUGGCGGACUUUACGGAGGAAUUUACUUAAAAGCUUACUGGCUUGGUUAAAAUUGUGGGCAGUUUCUGGGUUGGUUUUUAAGAUUUUAGCUUUACAAGGUUCGGCAGUAGGGUCAAAUUGGUUAGCUCAUCUCCUCAACCAAGGCUUUUUAGCGGUUAAAGGCUCUCAGCAAGGGUCUUUUUGGUCUCAAUUAGUAGUAAAAGCGGAUAAAUCCUGGCGAGUAGUGUUAAAAGUGAGGGUUAAGAAUAAAAGUGGAUGGGUUUCCGCGGUUCCUUCAAAGUUAGCUUCUAUUUUGUCUUUAAAAAGA
Messenger RNA from Funneliformis geosporum, 388 nucleotides. NCBI's taxonomy places the organism in Eukaryota, Fungi, Glomeromycota, Glomeromycetes, Glomerales, Glomeraceae. The record is from the annotation of a GenBank genome assembly.